UGGCGGCGGCGCCCGCACUCCUCCCGGAGCCAAGGAGACGAGCGCCUGUCUCCUCCGCGCGCAGCACCCCCAACCUGUUCCCCGCGCGCAGUGGCGCUGCCGCCCGCGAUUCGCCGCCCGACAUGGAUUUCCUCCUGGCGCUGGUGCUCGGCUCCUCGUUCUACCUGCAGGCGGCCGCCGAGUUCGACGUGAGGUGGCCCAGGCAAAUAGUGUCUUCAAUUGGCCUGUGUCGUUAUGGUGGGAGAAUUGACUGCUGCUGGGGCUGGGCCCGCCGGUCCUGGGGACAGUGUCAGCCUUUCUACGUCUUAAGACAGAGACUAGCCAGGAUAAGGUGCCAGCUCAAAGCUGUCUGCCAGCCACAGUGCAAACAUGGUGAAUGUAUUGGACCCGACAAGUGCAAAUGUCAUCCCGGUUAUGCUGGAAAGACCUGCAAUCAAGAUGAACACUUCUACCCAACUCCUCUUGACAAAGGCAGUGAACAGCCUCUUUUCCAACCCCUGGAUCAUCAAGCCACAAGUUUGCCUUCAAGGGAUCUAAAUGAGUGUGGCCUGAAGCCGCGGCCGUGCAAGCACAGGUGCAUGAACACUUACGGCAGCUACAAGUGCUACUGUCUCAACGGAUACAUGCUCAUGCCGGAUGGGUCCUGCUCAAGUGCCCUGACGUGCUCCAUGGCAAACUGUCAAUAUGGCUGUGAUGUUGUCAAAGGACAGAUAAGGUGCCAGUGCCCCUCUCCCGGCCUACAGCUGGCUCCUGAUGGGAGGACCUGUGUGGAUGUUGAUGAAUGUGUUACCGGAAGAGCCUCCUGCCCUCGUUUUAGGCAGUGUGUCAACACUUUUGGGAGCUACGUCUGCAAGUGUCAUAAAGGCUUUGACCUCAUGUACAUUGGAGGCAAAUACCAAUGUCACGAUAUAGAUGAAUGCUCCCUUGGUCAGUAUCAGUGCAGCCGCUUUGCUCGAUGUUACAACGUACACGGGUCCUACAAGUGUAAAUGUAAAGAUGGAUACGAGGGUGAUGGACUGAAUUGUGUGUAUAUUCCAAAAGUCAUGAUUGAACCUUCAGGUCCAAUUCAUGUACCAAAGGGAAACGGUACCAUUUCAAAGGGUGAUGGAGGACAUAGUAACUGGAUUCCUGAUGUUGGAGGUACUAGGUGGCCUCUGAAGACACCAUAUGUUCCUCCUGUUAUUACCAACAGGCCCACUUCAAAGCCAACAACAAGACCUGCACCCAGGCCAACGCCAGAGCCGACCCCACCCCCAUUCACAGAACUCGGAACUUUACCACCUGCCACAAGCCCGGAAAGCACAGGCACCCAGCUGACACCCGUAGUGCCCGUUGUCACCACCUCUCCGCGAUGGAUCACAGUUGACAACAGGAUACAGACAGAUCCUCAGAAACCCAGAGGAGAUGUGUUCAUUCCACGACAGCCUUCAAACGACUUGUUUGAAAUAUUUGAAAUUGAAAGGGGAGUCAGUGCAGAUGAUGAAGCAAAGGAUGAUCCAGGUGUUCUGAUACACAGUUGUAACUUUGACCAUGGGCUUUGUGGAUGGAUCCGGGAAAAAGACAGUGACUUGCACUGGGAACCAGUGAGAGAUCCAACAGGUGGACAGUAUCUGACAGUGUCGGGAGCCAAAGGCCCAGGGGGAAAAGCCGCUCGCUUGGUGCUACCUCUUGGCCACCUCAUGCAUUCAGGGGACCUGUGCCUGUCGUUCAGGCACAAGGUGACGGGGCUGCACUCCGGCGCGCUCCAGGUGUUUGCGAGAAAACAUGGUGCCCACGGAGCAGCCCUGUGGGGCAGGAAUGGUGGCCGUGGCUGGAGGCACACACACAUCACCUUGCGAGGGGCUGACGUCAAGAGCGUCAUCUUCAGAGGUGAGAAAAGGCGUGGCCACACGGGGGAGAUCGGAUUGGAUGAUGUGAGCCUGAGAAAAGGCCACUGCUCUGAAGAACGCGAGCGGCUUCUGAACUAGCAGUGAAUCCCCUGUUGCUCUUUUCUGUUUCCAGUCUUCACCUCCUGUCCUCUCCUCCCUCUUAUCAGGCCUGGGAGAAGAACGGGUCAGUGGGUCAGGAGAAAGUCUGAUGGGGGACCCACACCCGUGGCCUGCUUUUGUGCAAUUCCAGCGAACGGUGACACCCUCUUUGAAAUACGCGGGGCCCCUGCAGACGCAUCCAAGCCAGCUUGGGUGUUACCUUCCAGCCUGUGGCUCUUUUAGGAAGGCCUUUGGUGCGUGCGCUAUCUUCCGUCCUAGUUAGGAGGCGUUUGCAGUAGUAGCAAAUGAUGCGAGAUGUUUUCAAAAGAAAUCAUGCAAAUGGCCACUCUGUUAUCUGUUCAGUGUUGUACCAUGAGUAGUGUUGAUUUCCUUUAAGCUAUGUUGUAGAAAGUGCUUGUGAAGUUGGUUUCUCCCCUUCCCUUGUUAGCUCUGGCCUCACCUGAACUCUGACUUCUACUGCCAUUCACUUUAUAAAAGAAGGGUGUGUAACCUAUCAAGAUGCA
This is a messenger RNA of Lontra canadensis (Northern American river otter), 2491 nucleotides long. RefSeq names its product nephronectin (gene NPNT). Gene Ontology annotation, cellular component: membrane. Lineage: Eukaryota; Metazoa; Chordata; Mammalia; Carnivora; Mustelidae. Gene Ontology annotation, molecular function: calcium ion binding. The record is from RefSeq and is a predicted model, not a curated record. The transcript is spliced from 14 exons. The coding region runs from base 123 to 1967 and encodes 614 amino acids.